This is a messenger RNA of Amborella trichopoda, 2206 nucleotides long. It is a transcript of the gene VAD1, whose product is annotated as GRAM domain family protein. Gene Ontology annotation, biological process: negative regulation of programmed cell death. The record is from RefSeq and is a predicted model, not a curated record. NCBI's taxonomy places the organism in Eukaryota, Viridiplantae, Streptophyta, Magnoliopsida, Amborellales, Amborellaceae.
ACAAUAAAAAAGUUGACGGUCAUAAAACCCCUCUCCUCCCUCUCUCUCUCUACAAUACCUUAACAAAAGUGAACAAAAACUUUUCUCUCUCCUCAUGGAACCUGGAGCUUCAGAAUCUGCAGCAGAAUUACCAGACAAUGUGUCAGAGUCAUCUAGGGCUUCUGUGAGUUCUCAGGACCAUGAAGAUCUCCGAGACUCAACUGACAAAUCUGUUCAAGACCGCAAAGAAGCCGAACUCCAGGCAUCAUCAGCAAGAAGUGAAGAAUACAGGCUCCUUUUUCAUCUUCCUGCUGAAGAAGUUCUUGUUCAGGAUUUCAACUGUGCCUUCCAAGAGAAUAUUCUUCUCCAGGGUCAUAUGUACUUAUUUGUGCAUCAUGUCUGCUUCUAUUCGAACAUUUUUGGAUUUGAGACAAAGAGAACUAUUCCUUUUCAAGAUGUCUCGUGUGUUCGUAAGGCAAAAACAGCAGGAUUCUUUCCUAAUGCCAUAGAGAUUGUGGCUGGAGGGAAAAAGCAUUUCUUUGCAUCAUUUUUAUCGCGCGAUGAGGCAUAUCGGCUUAUUGUUCACGGAUGGUCACUCCAUAGUGAUGAUGCAAAACUCCUUCUUGAUUGUCAGGAGUUAAAAACUGAAUCCAGCAAUCAAGAUAAUAUACUUCUGUUUUUUGAUCGACUUAAAACUUUUAAACUGGUUGGAGCUGCUGAGAUCGACUCUGUGGACAGGAGUAACAACGAAACCCAACUCUUCGAAGAGUCGAUUAAGCUUGAAAACAACGAUGGUAAUAGCAGUGAAGCUCCUGAUGAAAAUCUUUCAGAAGUUCAGGUGAUAAGGGAAGAAGAACCUGCUUUGGAGUCUUCAAAUAUGCCAUCCAUGGGGGCUUUGGCUUGGAAACCAGAAGAUGUUGAUGCUCCAAAAAUACCUGAACAUUAUAAGAUGGUUGCUGAAUCAAAAUUUUCAAUUUCAGUUGAGCAAUUCUUCCAACAUUUUUUCUCGAAUAGUGCUGUCGGGUUUGUGGAAGCGUUCCAUAACAGGUGCGGAGACAAAAAUUUCAAGUGUACUUCUUGGUACGAGCACGAGCAAUUUGGACAUGCUCGUGAUUUCUCCUUUCAACAUCCUAUAAAAAUAUAUUUCGGUGCCAAAUUUGCUAACUGUCAGGAGGUCCAAAAGUUCCGAGUUUACAAAGACAGCCAUUUGGUUGUUGAGACCUCACAACAAAUGAGUGAUGUACCUUUUGGUGAACAUUUUCGAGUUGAGGGACUCUGGGAUGUGCAGAAAGGAGAUAAUGAGGAAAGUGAAUGUUGCACACUGCGAGUGUACGUGAAUGUAGCAUUUUUAAGGAAAGUCAUGUUUAGAGGGAAAAUUGAGCAAGGAACAAGUGAAGAAUGUCGGGAAGCUUAUGCACUUUGGAUUGACCUUGCACAUGAUUUGCUCAAGCGAUUGCAAAUCGAAAAUACUAGAACAUCAGAAGGGGUUGCAAGCCUUGUAACUGACAAUGCAAAUGCCUCUGAUACCAAUGUUGAUGUGGAAACUGUUGCAGCUCUAAAGAUCCCACAGUCAGCUUAUGAUGCUGUGGUUAAGGAUGCUAUUUCACCGAAACCAGCAAAUCAACAAGAAUCAAGCAAUCUUUCCUCCAUUACAUCACUUCUUAGAGAGUUAUGCUCGUCUUUCUACGAGUAUCUCAAAUCCCAAAGCAGCUACCCUGCAUUGAUUAUUGUAAUCUUACUCCUCUGCAUCCUAGUUCUUAUGCAAGUAAGCAUUGUAGUUUUAUUAACCAGAGGUCCAAAAAUACAUAUGAUUCCUCAAGAGAGCUACAUGAACAGCUUUGGUGGUGAGAGAAAGGAGGCCAUAGCUUGGAUGGAGAAGCGAGUCCACCACCUCAAGGAGGAAAUUUUCUUCAUUGAAGCCAGGUUAGAUAAAAUGAGGCAUGAAUAUGAACUCCUAAAAUCACAUUUGCAGGGUCUUUUAUAGAAUGAAACUUACAAUACUUCCCUAUAAGUUCUUCCUCAAGAAAAGAGAAAAAGGCCAUAAAGAAUUUCUUUUUCAUUCUUUGGAGAGCUAAAUGUAGCAAGGGGAAGCUUGUUUUUUUUACCAACAGAAAAAAAGAAAAACGUUGUGAAUAUUCAUCACUGUAAUAUCUCUACUUGAAAAGUUCAUGGCGCUGUACUUAUCAUGAAAUGAAGAGUCAUGUCAAUAUAUGUUUGUUUGAUCGUU